Messenger RNA from Paramuricea clavata, 1214 nucleotides. The record is from the annotation of a GenBank genome assembly. NCBI's taxonomy places the organism in Eukaryota, Metazoa, Cnidaria, Anthozoa, Malacalcyonacea, Plexauridae.
CUAAAAUCCUGAUCAAAGAAAAUGCGAGAGUUAUGCUCACAACCAAUGUGGAUAUUAGCGAUCGACUAAUUAAUGGCCAGUUAGGUACAGUAAUAAAAGUUUCAGUUGACAAUGUUAGUAAUAAACCCUCCACAAUUUUUGUUAAAUUUGAUGACAGUAAUGCUGGAGUGUCAGCUAUACGAAAUUCGUCCAGUAGUUUUGCAAGAGAAAACAAUCUUGUUCCUAUCAAACCUAUAUUAGCGAGAAUUAAAGUCAGACCAGGAAAACCAUCAUCUCCUGAAAUGCAAAGAUUACAAUUUCCUGUAACUCUCGCAUGGGCAUGCACUGUUCAUAAAGUACAAGGAUUAACUCUAGAUAACAUUGUCGUCAGUUUUGAUUUAAAAAAGCAAAGGUACUUUAACUAUGGUCAGGUAUAUGUAGCACUUAGUCGAGCAACGUCUUUAAAUGGCCUGCAUAUCUUAGGAACACUUGAAAGUAAACAUAUUCGAGCAAAUCCUAAAGUCCAGGAAGAAUACGAGAGAUUGCGUGAAAAUUCGAGUCUCCACCCGCAUAUUACAACAGAUUUAUGUAACACAGAAACUGUCUCAAUUUGUCUUUUAAAUAUUAGAUCACUUAAAAAACACAGUCUUGACCUAUGUAAUGACCCAAUCUUGUCCAAAUGUGAUGUGCUGGCUCUAACGGAAACUCAACUUUUAACCAGUCUACCAAAUGAUGAUAUUGACUCAAUCCUUAACGAUUUUUCUAUACACAAACAAGAUCAUAAUUCUGACAAGUUCUUAAGUCUAGCUGUUUGUUACAAUGACACUAUUACACUUUGUGAUACAGAAUAUUUCACUUCAAUAAAUGGUUUACGAUUUUUACUUAAUAACUCUGGUGGAUAUAGCUUAUCCUGUCUACUGCUUUAUCGUAAGCACGGAUGUGAUAUUCAGCAAUUCAUAGCUUGCCUAGAUUACAUAACAACUAGCUUGGAUAUUGAUGUUAUAUUUGGAGAUUUUAAUAUUGAUUAUUUUAAUGAAAAGAACAUAUCUUCAUUGAAAGUACUCGCCGAGUCUUUAAAUUAUGUGCAACUUGUAAGUAAACCAACAUUUGUUUCUUCUGGAAGUCUUCUCGAUCAUGUUUACGUAAAACAGUCAAUAAGCAAUAAAAUGGAAGCAAGCGUUGUAAGUGUGUAUUAUUCAGAUCAUGAGGCUGUUAAGGUAACUGUAAGAUUUUGA